Olea europaea var. sylvestris is the source of this 499-nucleotide messenger RNA. RefSeq lists its product as uncharacterized. The record is from RefSeq and is a predicted model, not a curated record. The transcript has a single exon. The coding region runs from base 83 to 325 and encodes 80 amino acids. Lineage: Eukaryota; Viridiplantae; Streptophyta; Magnoliopsida; Lamiales; Oleaceae.
UCACAUCACUCAAAACGUGAAGAAGCAGACCGGAUAUCCAAGCCAAGCCAAGCCAAGCCAAGAAUAGAGGAAAGAAAAAUUAAUGGAGGCCACAAAGGAAAGGAGAGAGCUGAUGGAGAAAGAGGAGAAGGAAGAAACCAAGAAGAUUGAUGAUCCAAUGGGAAAAGCCAGAGAGCUGAUUAGAGAGGCGAUCAUAAACAAAAACGGAGAGAGUGAUGACAGAAUUAGUGAAGAAAAGGGAGGAUCUACAUCUACUGCACAAAAUCCUGAAGAUGUUUUAGCCUAUUCAAGAACUGUUCAUCACACUGAUUCUUCACUGGAAUGAUCAUUCAAUUUGAAUUAUUGUCACUCGUUUGGUUAUUAUAUUGUGAGCGUUUUUUUUUUUUUUAAUUCCCUUUUGUUUUUGCCUUUUUUUGAAUUUUCUUGAACUAGUUGUAUUUGGUUCCUUUAUAAUAGAUUAACAACUUUCUUGAUUAAUAAACUCACUUGUUAGAAAUCU